AAGUGAAAGAGUUUAACUCAGGGAAGUAUAAUACCUACCAUCAUCGUCUCCUAUUCAUAUUCGCCCUCCGUUCCACAAAACAAAUACGUUGAGGGGCAUUUCACUGAUCACAGAUAGUAAAGUUAGUGUUUUUAUGUGUUGUUCAUUUUUAACAUUAUUUUAAGGUAUAGCAAUGGCCCGGGGCUCGAACGCUGGGUUUGAUCGACACAUUACAAUUUUCUCACCUGAAGGCCGCCUCUAUCAAGUCGAGUAUGCCUUCAAAGCCAUCGCCCAGAGUGGUCUGACGUCAGUGGGUUUAAGGGGGAAAGACUGCUCCGUGGUUGUCACGCAGAAGAAAGUUCCGGACAAGCUGCUUGACGCGUCCACCUUCAGCAACAUGUACCACCUGACCCCCCGGAUUGGCUGCGUGAUGACGGGACACCACGCUGAUAGCCGGUCCCAGGUGCAUCGGGCACGGUUGGAGGCUGCUGAGUACAAGUACAAGUUCGGUUAUGAUGUCACAGCAGACAUGCUGUGUCGCAGAUUGGCGGACAUCUCGCAGGUCUACACGCAAAACGCGGAGAUGAGACCCCUGGGCUGCGUUAUGAUCCUAAUUGCGGUGGACCCCCAUUUUGGCCCCGUGUUGUACAAGUGCGACCCAGCCGGCUAUUUCUGCGGUUUCCGGGCCACCGGCGUCGGCGCCAAGCAGACGGAGGCCAACAGCUACCUGGAGAAGAAGCUAAAGAAGAAGCCGGACCUUACCUAUGACAACACUGUGGAGAUGGCCAUCUCCUGCUUGUCCUCAGUCCUGUCCCAGGACUUCAAGAGCAGCGAUCUGGAGGUGGGCGUGGUCACCAAAGCCAGCCCCAAGUUCAGGACACUCACUGAAGCGGAGAUCGAAGGGCACCUGUCGGCCAUCGCUGAGAGGGAAUAGACGCACACUCAUAUCAGCCAGAGCCACAGACAGACUGACGGGCAGGCUAUAGCGGGGGUUUCCAUAGGAGGUUUUUAAAUGGCGCAAGCCUCUGGUGUCUCAGCACAAUUAAAUGUGUAUAUUCUGGCUGCUGCAAUGUCAUCUGGAUUUUUUUACACACAUGAAAUUCCUAUGACAUUUCAUCCCAACUUGCAUCUAAGUCAGCACCUUGAUUUUCAUAUUCUGUGGGUAUCGAAUAAAGUAGUUCAAUCUGAAUUAUGUCACAAAACGUAUAUUGUAUAUUGUCUUUCCCAAACUGGCUGUUGUCACAAAAUAUUUUUUACACAUUGAUUACCAGAUAGAGAGACAGACUAGCAUGCUAGCAUGCUUACUUACACUAAUUUGUAGUGCUCCUUUAACCACUCUGAGAGAACAUCAAAUGCUUACUGUGAACCAUUUGCAUUUUUACAUCUUUCCUUCCAUAAAAAUUUAUUUCAGAAAACAGAUCAUGAUAGCAUUUCGGCUGUGACUAGUCAAGACUAGCCUGGUGCUGUACUUACACUCAACUUAUGUGUCCGUUAACAUUAAUUAGUACAACUUUAUAAAGCAAUUUGCCAAUUUUGUGUAACAUGCUUAUUGGAAAUUUUAUUUUGACCAUAAAAUUCAGUCAGAUCAGCAAAUAGACUGCGUUACACACAAGGAAAAUUCCAAUGGAACCACAGCCAGUGACUGUUUAUUUGGCAUAAGUGAAAAGUUGUUACAGCUCUUAAUCAUUCUUACUGAAACAUGAACAAAUUCUAUUGAACCACAAUAAGAAGUAAGCUUCAAUGUGUUCACUUGACUUCAAUGACAGGUAAAUCUACACAUUCCCUUCUUCACAUUGUCCGUGUCACCUGUCGUUCCACAUACUAUGGUGUGUGUUUGUGUGCUGAUGACAUUUUGUGACUGUUACCCUCUGAACCACAUGAUCCCACUCAGCCAAUCAGCCUCCAUGUGUGCCUCAGGCUUAUCCUAUUUGUUCAAUGCCAUCUCAUCCGUAUUGUGCCCCAGGAUCACAGUCUUGCUAAAUAAAUCAUCCCCAAACAGGAA
Molecule: messenger RNA, 1981 nt
Organism: Anguilla anguilla (European eel)
Lineage: Eukaryota; Metazoa; Chordata; Actinopteri; Anguilliformes; Anguillidae
Product: proteasome subunit alpha type-6-like
Exons: 7
Coding region: 173-913 (246 amino acids)
Biological process (GO): ubiquitin-dependent protein catabolic process
Cellular component (GO): nucleus; cytosol; proteasome core complex
Source: RefSeq, a predicted model, not a curated record